Messenger RNA from Myxocyprinus asiaticus (Chinese sucker), 6915 nucleotides. RefSeq names its product zinc finger BED domain-containing protein 4-like. Lineage: Eukaryota; Metazoa; Chordata; Actinopteri; Cypriniformes; Catostomidae. The record is from RefSeq and is a predicted model, not a curated record. The coding region runs from base 5783 to 6697 and encodes 304 amino acids. Gene Ontology annotation, molecular function: protein dimerization activity. The transcript is spliced from 2 exons.
AGUGAGCAAAUGUUGAAGUAAUUGUAGAUUUGGUAAUUUCAUUUAUAGAAGAAAAUGUCUGAAUGGAUCUGUUUAUUUGCGUGGUCCACUGGCUGUUUGAAUAUGUGGACUUUGCUUGUUGUUAGAAAUCUGAUCAGGUUUCUGGGCUUUGCUCAUUAUGGUAGUAUGCAUUCAGUGUAUCUGAUGUGUAGCUGUUUCUCUUUCCCCGUGAAUGCACUCAAAAUGUAAGGCUAAAAAAGGCUGGCACUCACUGUUGUGUGACGGGAAGAUUUUAGAUGGAAAUGGCUGGAUUGCCUGGAUUAAGAACAUUUCAAAUAAUCACAAUCUCAGGCCACAGAGGGAUUUUCUCAGACUUAAACUUUUGAGGUUAUUGUUACUUGUACAAUAGUGACGGUAGAGAUUAGGGCUGGGUGGUUAAUAACAUUUUAUUUUCAGUUACGAUUUUGACUUCCAGUGAUUUAUGAAAACAAGAUAAUCGAGAUUUGAAACAGUUGUUGCAGAGAUUGAAUCUUCUCCCGGCUGAUGUACACUCAUCACUCGCACGUUUGCUGCAGCUAGAUUAUAACAUGAUGGCUCGUGACAUAGUGAAUCAUAUUAUAUGUGUCACAUUCACUGUGUGUAUCUUAUCAUGAAGAAAAUCGGUGAUAUGCAGCUCUAUUUAGAAGUGUUUGUUUUUUGUGAGUUAAGCAUGGAUCGAUGUGAACAAAGGUUAGAGAGUGUAGUCUUAGCCCAUUAUACACUGGAACAAAAUACAUUUUUGAUUAGUCUUUUUUUUUUUUGCUUGUUUUCCAAAAUAAUAUCUAAAACUCCUUUAAAACAACGUACAUUUACUUUAGGAGCUAUACUGCAGAAGAGAAAAUUGUUAUUGGAGAAUGUUGAAUAUAAGAUUUAAUCAGGGCUCGACAUUUACAAUGCUUGUCCGGGACAAGUGAAUUUUUGAAGGGGCAAGUGAAAAGAAUUUUACUUGCCCGACCGGAUAAACAGACUGAUUAAAACAUCAAUAAUGAAAAAAUAACUGGCUAUAUUUGUGAUAGCCUAGGCCUAUGUCACUUAUUAGAAAGUUCAUAUUCUUAUUCUGCUGUUGAAAGUAAUCCAGAGCAUGUAAUUUUAUAAUUCGCUAGCGAUCUAGUAACAGCUUCGCCCUGUUUGAUUGACGAGCGGCGUGUGUGCGCUGAACAUGCUCCGAAACGUGUUCCGAAAAUGCACGCGCUAAUGCGCGCCUGAAUGGUCAAAUACAUUUUAAAAUUUCGCCAAAGUGCCCUUCUUGGUGAGGUCUUCUUGUAAACACAGAGAUUGAUGUCUAAAGUGAACGUAUCUAUUGCGAGCUUUGGAUUAAAAUGUCGGACUUGUAAGUGUAAAUUUAAGCUAAUAGACCUGCUGCCGUCUAGUGUGUCAUUAUAAUAACCAUAACAAGAAAACACUCACUGCUCUUGACUGAAUAACUUUAGUAGUUUUAAAAAGUAUUAAUGUAUUAUAAUCAUAUAGUAAAGACCAGUAGUAGUUUUUGUAUUGAUUAAUAGUGACUAUGAUUUUUGUCAUAAUCGAGCAGCCCUAGUAGAGAUGCACCAAUGUAUUGGACAAGCAAAUGUAUCAUCCGAUAAAAGCAAUUAUCUGCGUUACUGGACAUCGACCGAUUGUUUAAAAACACCUGAUGAUCAGGGCCGAUAAGGCUUUUUUCUGUCAAAACACCUGCAACCUGUGUUGUGUGAAAGAAAAUUCUCUUGUACAGAAUUAUUUUGAAUUGGGGAACAAUGACAGCAGAGUUGCAAUUGUAAUUUUUACGCUGCUAGAAUUUUCCAAGGUGGAAAAAAUAUUUAACAACUCAUUUGAUUACUCACAUUAAAGCUCGACACAGCAAGCAAUGUGAUUGUUAAAGCUAAAUCGGAGGCUGCUUCAGCUAAAAAGGGACAAGCUAAGCAAUUCAGUUAAUGCAAGUUAUUAAUGUGCUUUUUUUUUAUUUUAUUUUUUAUAAUCGAGACCAGUUAGCUAUCUCUGAAACAUGGAAGACACAGUCUUAGAAAAUAAGGUUAUUUUUACAAUUUAUUUUGAAGUUUUGUAAUUAGCAGUGAUUUGAAACAAGGUAACAUAAAAAAGCAGAACCAGCAAACUAUAGUCAUCGGCAGAUGUUUUACUAAAUAAUCACAUAUCGGUAUCGGCGCACAAAUUUUGUAUCAGUGCAUCCUUUGUGGCAGUUUAUCUCUUUCGUAAAAUAUUUAUCUUUAUUUGUAUAGUUGCAUACUAUCCAGUAGGCCCUGUGGAUUGUGUCUGUUUCCCAUUCCACCCGCCCCUCUCAUUGAAAGUUAAUUGUGACCUAGAGGGUAACUUUUCCCGAGCAUCUUCCUGUGCUAUACUUCUCCGUAUAGUUACGGUCUGCACCGCAUAUAUAGGGUUAACAGUCUGCUCAUGAAAAGAAUGAAAAAAAAUUUUUUACAUGCUAGAGGCCAGUGCAGGUCAAGUUGGUUAUGCUAUUGUUUGUUAAAUGUCUCAUUAGUCUGAUUAUUAGAGGUUGACCAAUAGUGGGUUUUGCUGAUACUGAUAAUUAAGGUGGGAAAACAGACCAAUAGCCGAUUAAUCGGCUGACAGUUGUAAAAAUGUAUAAUAUAAAUGAAAACUUUCCACUCAGUGUAAAAUAAUGCUGAACUUUAGUGAAUAUUACUUUCCAUGGCCAUACUUUCUCCCACACUUCAAAGCCUUUGCCAUCUGAAAUUAAUGAAAAUUUUAAUUAAAAUGUUAAAGGUCAAAUGUGUUUAUUGUUCAGCAGUAACAUAAAACACUGCCUUACAAAGCCAAAUAUCGACUGUAUGCUUCAUCACUACUGACAAUAUUUAUUAUAUUAUUUUAUCAUAUUAAAUCUAUAAAUGAUGUACAGGAAAGGGAGAGAGAAAAAGGGAUAGCAAUAAAAUCAAGUCUUGUCUUUUUAAAGGUGAAUUUUGAACAGCAUUGUCUGUAGCAGGGGUACUUAAUUUAAGUUCCAAGAGGUCCGAUCUCUCCAUUUCCUUCCCAGCAAAGGUCCGGAUAAUAAUUACUUAAUCUGUGUCAGUAGUCAGUAUGGAUAUGAGUCAUAUAUCAGACAGAUAGUUCCACUUUGCUUCAUUCUUGUUUUCUGCAAUGUGUUUAGGCAAAAGAUGCUAGUAUCCAUCUAUAUUGCUGCUCACCGUGUUUCCGCUACUGUUAACUCUACUUAACUGCACCUGCAACUCUACUUAACAGGGUUUAUGUGACACCAGUUGAAGUCAGAAGUUUAUAUACACUUAGGUUGAAGUCAUUAAAACUCAUUUUUUAACCACUCCACAGAUUUAAUAUUAGCAAACUAUAGUUUUGGCAAGUCUUUUAGGACAUCUACUUUGUGCAUGACACAAGUAAUUUUUCCAACAGUUGUUUACAGACAGAUUGUUUCACAUUUAAUUGACUCUAUCACAAUUUCAGUGGGUCAGAGGUUUACAUACACUAAGUUAUCCGUGCCUUUAAGCAGCUUGGAAAUUCCAGAAAAUGAUGUUAAGCCUUUAGACAAUUAGCCAAUUAGCUUCUGAUAGGAGGUGUACUGAAUUGGAGGUGUACCUGUGGAUGUAUUUUAAGGCCUACAUUCAAACUCAGUGCCUCUUUGCUUGACAUCAUGGGAAAAUCAAAGGAAAUCAGCCAAGACCUCAGAAAACAAAUUGUGGACCUCCACAAGUCUGGUUCAUUUCUUGGGAGCAAUUUCCAAACACUUGAAGCUACCACGUUCUAGAGGUCGACCGAUAGUGGAUUUUACCAAUACCGAUAACUAAGUUGGGCAGUAACUGCCGAUAACCGAUUAAUCAACCGAUAGUUUUUAAAAUUGAUACUGAAUGAAAAAAGAACACUCAAAGUAAAAUAGUGUUGAACUUUAUUACAAAAAUAAACAGUACUGACUGAACCAUGGAAAUGGAUUGUACCUCCUUGCUCGCACAUACUUUUUCAGUUCUACCCACAAAUUUUCUAUCGGAUUGAGGUCAGGGCUUUGUGUUGGCCACUCCAGUACCUUGACUUUGUUGUACUUAAGCCAUUUUGCCACAACUUUGGAGGUAUGCUUGGGGUCAUUGUCCGUUUGGAAGACCCAUUUGUGACCAAGCUUUAACUUCCUGGCUGAUUUCUUGAGAUGUUGCUUCAAUAUAUUCACAUAAAUUUCCUUCCUCAUGAUGCCAUCUAUUUUGUGAAGUGCACCAGUCCCUCCUGCAGCAAAGCACCCCCACAACAUGAUGCUGCCACCCCCAUGCUUCACGGUUGGGAUGGUGUUCUUCAGCUUGCAAGCCUCACCCUUUUUCCUCCAAACAUAACAAUGGUCAUUAUGGCCAAACAGUUAAAUUUUUGUUUCAUUAGACCAGAGGACAUUUCUCCAAAAAGUAAGAUCUUUGUCCCUGUGUGCACUUGCAAACUGUAGUCUAUUUUUUUUUUAAAUUUUUUAAAUUGUGGCGGUUUGAGCUGUGGCUUCUUCCUUGCUGAGCAGCCUUUCAGGUUAUGUCGAUAUAGGACUCGUUUUACUGUGGAUAUAGAUACUUGUCUACCUGUUUCCUCCAGCAUCUUCACAAGGUCCUUUGCUUUUGUUCUGGGAUUGAUUUGCCCUUUUUGCACCAAACUACGUUAAUCACUAGGAGACCGAAUGCAUCUGCUUCCUGAUCGGUAUGAUGGCUGCGUGGUCCCAUGGCAUUUAUACUUGCGAACUAUUUAGGGAUGAUCCGAUCCACGUCAUCGGUAUCGGGCCGAUACUGGCCCAGAACGCGAGAUCGGAGGGGAGAAAAAAAUAUGAUCCGAUACCUAUCCAACACAAACCAUGGGAAAAUCUAGCUUAAACCAUCGCCUAAAUGCUUGUAUGUUAGCAUUUCCUGUGCUGCGACAUCCAGUUAUGUGGCGCAGCCUGUCACGUGAUAACAGUAGUAGCCAAUUAUAGUAACAUCAGUAUGAUAGUUAGCUAACUUAAAGAAUAGUCAUGUCAGCGGUGUGGAAGUAUUUUAACCUUAAAGAGGAAAAAAGCAAUGCGUUAUGCAAUGGUCGAAUGCAAAAUUUGCAACGCAAAUGUUUCGAGGGGUGGCAGUGCUGUUGGUCGGUUUAACACCACAAACUUAAGCAUUUGGAAAAACACCACACGGAACAACACCAGGAAUUACUGCAAGCAACAGCUGCAAAGAAGAGCAAAACGCCCCAACAGCAGACAUUGUUGGAAUCAAUAAAAAGUCGAGAGACACUCCCCCCAUGCAGCAAAAAGGCGAAAUUGAUAACGGAGAAACUAGUUCAGUUUAUUGUCCUGGACGACCAACCCCUAUCGGUGGUAGAAAAUGUGGGGUUUCGACGCUUAAUUGAGCAUCUCGAGCCUUGCUACGCUUUGCCCAGUCGCCAAUAUAUAACGGAAAAGGUCAUCCCUCAUAUGCACAAUGAAGUUUGCGAUUUCCUCUCCAAACUCUUGGAGAAUGUAGGUGCAGUUAGUCUCACAACAGACAUCUGGAGCUCAGACGUGAGUUCAAUGUCCUUGUUGAGUCUGACCGCGCAAUGGAUAGACAUUGAGGAGAUGCUGCGUGAAGAAUGGAAGAUGAAUAAAAACAGUCCAUGUAGUUUUAAAGGACAAUGCCAAAAACAUGAAGAAGGCCAUGGAUCAACUUGGCGUGGUGAGUUUAGGAUGCUUCGCGGGCACACUGCAGCUAAUUGUACAUGAGUGACUGUUGUCGCAACGCAGUGUGAUGCAUUGCCCAAUGCAAGAAAAAUUGUAGGCCACUUUAAACACUCACCCCUUGCCUAUUCACGGUUAGAAGACAUCCAAGUAGAGCUAAAUAUGCAGCCUAAGCGUCUGCAGCAGGACGUCCAAACUAAAUGGAACAGCACCCAGUACAUGAUUGAAAGCCUCAUUGCGCAAAAACGGACACUAUCUGCAUAUACAGCUGAAUACGACCUGCCAGCCACACUGACAGCAAACCAGUUGGGGCUGUUGGAGAAGGCUUCCACGGUUCUGGUCCCUUUUGAGGAGAUGACAAGGGAGGAGACUGCAUCCUCCGCAUCUGUAGCUGAUGUCAUCCCUAUUGUGUGUGUCCUGAAACAUGUUCUCAGUCAGGAAAAUGAGGCUGAUCAGGCGAUUAAGAUGAUUGAUUUAAUGAAAAGUACCCUCCUUGACGCAGUCAACAGAUGUUUUAAUGACGUGGAAUCUGAGCCAUUAUACUCGGUUGCUACUCUGCUGGAUCCACAUUACAAAGACAGGUACUUCACAAAUGCAGACACUUUGAGACUUGGAAAAGAAUCAUUAAUGGCAGAGGUAGGAAAGAUGGAGGAAGUGUUGAAGACUACAUCUGAAACUACAGCCUCCGAGCCAGCAGACAAAACUCCACGGAUGGAGGCUUUAGGCACAAGUACCAGCAGCCUUGGCAGCAUCUUUGAUGAAAUCCUGGAGGAGAGCCAAGUAUUACCUGUUCCUAAGAUAACCACAAGUGCACAAAUUCAAGUGGAGACCUACCUAAGUGAGGCAAAUAUUCCACGGUCAGACAAUCCCUUGCUUUACUGGAAAGUAAACCAACCUCGACUGUCCUCCCUGGCAGCCAUGGCAACUAAGUUUAUCUGUGCUCCCUGCACAAGUGUAGAGAGUGAGAGGCUCUUUAGCACAGCCUCAAAUGUUGUUGAUGAAAGGAGCAGGCUGACAUCGGAGACCACUGAAAUACUUAUCUUCCUAAAGAAAAAUCUGCCCCUCAUGGUUAUGUGAGCAAAUGUAAAACAUGUUCAAGAGCUUUGUUACAGAGAAACGGCACCUGUGAAAGGUUUUUUUUUACUUUUUUUUUUAUUUUUUUUUUUAUCAUUGUUAAAGCAGCUAUGUCAGUAAGGUUAAGGUUUAAACUGUUUAAGGUCAAGGUAAGGUUUAAAAUGUUUGUUAAUGUUAUGUUAUUUAUUUGGAAUGUUAUACAUAUGUAUGUCUUACAGUGC